Messenger RNA from Babesia ovata, 1113 nucleotides. RefSeq names its product apicoplast triosephosphate translocator APT1. Gene Ontology annotation, cellular component: Golgi apparatus. NCBI's taxonomy places the organism in Eukaryota, Apicomplexa, Aconoidasida, Piroplasmida, Babesiidae. Gene Ontology annotation, molecular function: antiporter activity. The transcript has a single exon. Bases 1 to 1113 code for a protein of 370 amino acids. The record is from RefSeq and is a predicted model, not a curated record.
AUGAUGACGAGUGUCUCAGGCAAAACAAUGUCGGAAUCGUUGUUGAAUACCAACGAAAUGACGCAGGACGUCGUAAUAGAUGCAUUGGUUGACGAAUCCGCAACGAAUCCGGAAAAUGAUGCAGCCGCGGAGGAGAAACCGAAAUGUGAUUGGUUGGGGCACGUCAAGCUGUGGGCUGCGUUAGGCGUCUGGUACGGGCUGAAUAUUACACACAUCAUGAUCUCGAAGUCGCUGCUGAACGUUCUAUAUAUGCCAUGGUCUUUAUGUGCUUUUGAAUUCCUCGUGGGUUGGAUUUUUGCGCCCGUGUUUUGGGCGACGGGGUUCCGUCCCUUGCCGCGCUUCCCUUCCGUGGCGGCUUUUGCAAAGUUGUUUAUACCCUUGGGUGUGCUUACCGUAUUACUUCAUUGCGGUACUAUACUUUCUAUGGCUUUGGGUACCGUGUCAUUCACUACCGUCAUUAAGUCGGCGGAGCCUGUGGCGACGGCCGCCUUAUCCAUUAUCAUACUGAAGGAUUACCUGAACAUAUACGUAUAUCUGUCACUGAUCCCUAUAGUUACUGGAGUGGCUCUGGCGUCUGCAAAGGAGCUUGACUUCCACGUUUGGGGCUUUCUCUCGGCCUUGCUGUCUAACGUCUUCGAGGCACUUCGCGCAAUUGUUACGAAGGGUCUCAAACCGGAUGAUGAGAGGUUCGGUACAAACCUUACUCCCACUAACACCUAUAUGCUUUUCACUCUGGUAGCGGGAAUUUGCUCUGUGCCUCCAGCGCUGAUUAUCGAGGCGCCCACAUGGGUGGAGGUAUGGGCCAAGGCAACCGCCUCCAUGACAAAGGGUGAGAAGGCUAUCGUUAUUGGCAAGUUCAUCGCCUGUGGUGUUUUUUACUAUGUCUACAAUGAUUGCUCGUUCUACUGCCUGGGACUCAUGAACCAGGUUACGUACUCUGUUCUCAACACCAUGAAGCGUAUAGCGGUGAUAGUAGUGUCUAUCAUCAUCUUCAAGAACACCGUGGAAGUUCUGGGUUAUGUGGGUAUGGCUACGGCUAUUGUGGGCGGUCUGUUGUACUCCCUCGCCAAGCAGGGUGUGUGUACGCGGCGGAAAGAAGAGACGACCGUUUAG